AUGCCUCCUCGAAUACAGCCUCAUCGGAUUUCGAUACCCUCAUCAACACAAUGCUUCCGCACGAGGCCCGAGAUCUCCAUCAUGGCCCAGCAGCCCUUUUCGUCUUCUCCCUCCAAGGAAGCUGCUGCCCAGGGCCAAACUCGCCGUAGGAAACGAAUGACGCGUCUUCGGCGUGAUAUGUUUGCAUGGCUCAAUGGACCAGGCAAGGUGUUCCGCGAGUCGGCGAAGAAUAGCACAAAUUAUAUGAGCGCGUACGACAAGUCGGGAAACCUUAUCCGCGCGAGACGCCAGCGGCAAGAGAAGGACGAAGCCCGGGAACAAGUUGUGCCCGAGGAUGAGGAACCUGAGAUCCAGCGGAAAGAGGAAGAGGAGGGAUUGGACGAAGUUGAGCGAGACGCAAGAUUUCUGGCACGCCAGGCGGCACGAGAACGGAAGGCAGAACUUGAUGCCAGAGGCGGAGUGCCCAAGGAAAGGCUUUCCGACUUGCGGCCAUUCCCUCUCAACCCACAUUUCCGCUCACAGCCAGUGCUGAGCGAGGGUUUCAGAGAAAUCAUCUACAAUCAGGUCGUCGAGAGAGGCGUGGAUGUCAGCACCGUCAGCGCAGCGUUCGGAGUGGACACCAGGAGAGUUGCGGCGGUAGCCAGACUAAAGACCAUUGAAAAGAAAUGGGUCGCUGAGGUGAGUUACUCAAUCCCUUUUUCGCUUGCGUUCAAUGAUGAUUUCAAUUCAAAAAUUCGAUUAGUCUUUAAGACAUCCACAUGGUUACAAAAUUUGCUUUGCGAGCCUCUCUGAACUGGACAAUCACAACACAUUCAGCCGAGACACAUCUGAUGAGGACGGUGGCUAACAAUGCUCACAGGGCAAGCAAUUGGCCAAGCCGUAUAACGACGCUGUGUUGGGUAUGCUGCCACAGACUCGCUUGGACCCCAACAAUCCUGGCAGGAUGGUUCCUCAUGAGAGCAUCAAUGACCUGCCUGUGCAUCCAUACACGCGGCAUCAAAUGUUCUGGCCAACCUCAGAGUCCCGCCAAUUCACUCGUGAAGAUGCCGCCAAGGCAUUCAACAACGAUCUCCUCCCAGCCGACAAGCGUAUUCCUCACCCAGAGCUUAUCACGCUGGAGAAGGAGUCUUUGGAAGGAGUUAGCCGUGACGAUCGGUGGGCACGACAACAGCAACGUGACGAAGACGCAAGGAAGGAGAAGGAAGAGGCAGAGGCCAAGCGGAUUGCCUGGGAACAGAGAACCCAGAGGGUAGUCCCCGGCCGCAGAUGGGACUUCAAAUUCCAAGACAUCAGCGUGGAUUCGGUGGGCAAAGACGGCAGGUCGAGACAUGGUGUGGGUGCGCGGUAUGGUAUGCCGCAUGAGGAUCGCAAGAGAGGAAUGGUCAAGAUUCCCACGAGUGUCGAGUAA
Lecanosticta acicola is the source of this 1408-nucleotide messenger RNA. Lineage: Eukaryota; Fungi; Ascomycota; Dothideomycetes; Mycosphaerellales; Mycosphaerellaceae. The record is from the annotation of a GenBank genome assembly.